AUGUGAAAUGACUGAGGCUGCAGAUAGGUGGGGGGAAGGGGAGGAAACAGGAAGGAGCUAGAUAGGAGAAAAGGAGGUGGGGAGGGCAGAGGCUGCGAGAGCGAGAGAGAGCGCGAGAGAGACGUUAAGAGAGAAACUGGGAGGCAGCAUCACCCACCCAGACGGGGGAGACGGGGAGGAGGGGAGGGGAGACGGCGUGCCCGUCCCUAUAACAGACAGAGGUGAACGGAAAGUGGACAGGAGAGAGAGAGACAGAGAGAGACAGAGAGAGGCGUGAGGGGAGAAGAGGAGCACAAUGAAGGAGUGCCAUUGUCCAUCCUGCCAGCACUGCCAUUUCACCAUCUGCUGUGAGAGAGAGAGAGAACGAUAGAGAGGGAGGAGGGAAGUCAAGACGAGGAGAGGCAGCCAAAUCGGAGGAGAGGAUAGAUGGAGAGGAGCUGCCGCCAGUGACUUUGUGAAUUAAUCGAGCGGAAAAAGAGUGGAUCGGAGGAGGAGCACGUUUUUUUUUUUUUCUUCAGGGAGUGGACGGACGGACGGAGGGACGGACGGACGGACAGAGAGACAGAGGGGGAAGAGGACGGGUGGCCAGACAGUCCGAGACUGUUUAAACAUUUAUGUGAUUUCAUGUGAACAUGGAGCCCGGCUUUAGAUGAAUCACCGUGGAUUACCAACUGUAUGCUUUAUGAACCAAAACAGGAGCUAUUUAUGCUUUGCCAUUCAUAAAAAAAAUGAGUCUUAGGGAAUUUGAGUAGACUGUCUUUAUACAGAACAAUUUAAAUGACUUUUUUUGUUAAUAUAGGUUCUCUUUGUGACUUCUGAUUUUGUAGUCUUUAUGUGCAUUCUCUGCAAGAUGUGCAAAGAAUAUUCAGGUUUUUCUGCAAGUUUUCUAAGCAUCAUUGUUGUUUAAGUAAAUUAGGUGUCGUAGCUGUUGUUUAUACAAGUUGUUAGAAAAGUGACUAUUGUCCCGUUUUUUUUAAAGAACCUCAGACACACAGUCAGACGCUGUCUAGUCGGAGUCGGUCAACAUUGACGGGUUUCGUUGCCGCCGCGAUGCCUGUCAACCUUGGUUUCCUGAAACCCAAUCGACCUUUCUGCUAGCCUUUAGUUUUUCCUGCAGUUGUCUUGUGAAAAACACGGAGCCUUUGAUGCAGCAACUAAUUGCUGUCACGUGACUUGACCAAGCAGUUGUCUCUUUGUCUAAGGAUUUCUGCAGUUGUCGGGACUUCUCAGUGUUCGUCCUCCACAGGCAUCUCUUUUUAAUGGCUGUUGCCAUAGCAACGGGCAGCAGCUGCAGACGGAACAAGAUGUCAAGUUCAUUUAUUUGGUGUCUCUAAAAAACGGUGCUGUUUAGUACAUAAGAAGACAGUUUUUGCACUUGUUGUUGUUUUUUUUCUUUUCUUUCCUAGACAGUUUGUCUCUGCGGAGAUCAGCAGACUGUGGGAAUCAAGGUUGUUUCAGGUCACCUGUUUCCCCCCCCCCCUGUUCUGUGUAAUCUCGUGCUAGUCGCAAUCGCUCCCUUUUUUUUCUCGUGAUGGCAACCACACCAUCUUCAUCAGUCAAGCUGAUGUGCCAUCUACCGGGAGCAACGGGGAGAACGAGGUCUUGGCGCCGGUUUCACCUGACAACCGAUCAUCAGGAGUGCUAAGCCCGUGACAAGCUGUUCCUUUUUACUGUCUCUGUGUGGGUGACUCAGGUUUUCUCCUCAUGUAGAGGGUCAUUUCCUCCGCAGUCACCUGACCUACACUGUGUUCUGUGCACCAACGCGCCCUCUAGCCCACCUGUGUGUUAGAACACAGCUGGGUAUCCAUUUCUGUUGGGCCCUUUUUUUUUUUUUUUUUAAGCCGCUAUUUCCUUCUGAUAAAACGGGUGUGACGGACUGUUUUGCUUCCUCGAUUGUCCAGCUGCCCGGGCGUCUCUUUUGUGACGUUCCCCAGCCAUACUUUCUUCUCCGGCUCUCUGGGGAUCGCCGCAGCCUGUCCGGCAGUGUCGUCGGCAUGACCGGCUCCGCCAUGGUGCUUUCUGGCGGGGGCGCCAGACAGGAUGACUAGCUAGGAUCGCAAGACAGUCCCUCCGUGGUGCUAGACUGGCGUAGGCGACGCUUCCUUCGGCCCGUGCGCCCGGCGCCCACGGCAAGCUGGUGUUUCAUGUACUUCAGACACGGUUAAGUUCUGUGUGGGAAGAAAUCCUCGCUCUGCAUCUCUGACACGUCGGUGCCAAACUUAGACCUUUUUGAAAGGUCGAGGGAUUGCAAAAAAGAAAAAAAAAAAAAGCAUCCGGCGAGCUCGCUGCAGGGCGAAGCCUGUUAGGCCACCUGGCCUCUGUUAUCGCAAAACGCGCUCUUGUUUGGUAGUUUGCUGUAGAUGCGAGAGAUAAGCGCUGCCUCUUUGAUGAGGACGGAAGCGGUUGAGAAGUGGGGAACACUUGGCUCGCUCAUAUCGCGCUCUUCUCUCAGGUAACUGACUAUGGUCCAGGCUCGUUAUUUCAAUCAGGCAAAGUGAUAAAGAGAGGCUCGCGGAGGGAUCGGCGUGCAGUUUGGAUUGAGCCUCUCCAGCCGAGUGAGUGAGUUCAGGUUCAACUCUGAUGAGCCUCCAGCACCCUUCAGGGAACCCUGGGUCAAGAGUUCAAAAACCGACAAAUCAGGUCUCAUCAACAUCACAACAAGCCCACCGUCCUCAGCCGAUGACCUACAUUCUCCGGUGUUACGUCACCACCGUGCUACUGCAGUGUGUGUCACUGUAUCACACAACAUCUCAGACUCAACCUAUCGCUAUCUAAUGGUGCUCUUAAGGGGGGGAGGGGAGAAAAAUCCACCCUCUUAACUGAGGUGACCAGUUUUAGGUAAAGAAACUUCAACCAAGGCAGCCUCAGUUGUUUUAACCACAUCAGGAACUUUUGUCAGGAAAGGGCCCGACACUGGCGGCCCGGUCUUAACUACGAACUUCUUUUCUUUGUGAUUUCCACUGGUGUCUAUAUAUAGGUGGCCACAACUAGCCUCUAGCCAUCCCUCAACGUCCGCAGGGCCUGACUGUCAGGGCUCACCACUAAUACAUUAGGCAGAGGGAGUCUAAAACAGGGCAGCCUGGAGAACGGGCGGGCCGACGAGGGAGGGGGCGGGGGGGAGAUCAUCUGGAAGAGGAGAGAGGAAGUGGUGGCGAGGGAGAGGGCGGAGGCGUCUGAGAGGCAGAGGCUGGCAGAGCACAUCGUGUGGAGGAAGAGGGAGGGCUUCCAGGAGAAGCGGGGAGAGCGCGAGAAGGGAGGCCAGAGCGCCGACAAGGUGCCAGAAGUGAUCUGGAAGAGGAGGGAGGACGAGGAGGAAGGAGACGCGGGGAGGGCGCGAGCCAUUCAGAGGGGACAUGAAAUCAUUUGGAGGAAGAGGGAGAGGGAGUAAAAGAUUUUGAGUAAGCAGGUGUUAAAGAAAAGCGCGCCGCGCUGGGUACCAGCCAUACGUCAGUAAGCUUCUCUCUUCUUUAGCCCGGGCUCCAUUGAGCUCUGUAGUAUCGAACCAAUUGGAGCCGUGCAGCCGAGUGUGUGUGUGUGUGUGUGUGUGUGUGUGUGUGUGUGUGUGUGAGUGUGUGUUUGCCUGUGCUGUGUUCGUGCGUGCAGCGCCCCUUUGCGAUUCCCCUCGGCGGGCCGCUAAUAGGAUAUUUAUGGGAACGCAUCAAGCGGGAUAGAGCUGCCAAGUGGAGCUGCUGCACACGUGCGCGCACCUGCGCACGCCAACACACACACACACGCGCGCGCCGAUAAUCUCAGAAGCGUUGUGGGCAGAGAAGAUUUAGACCUCCCUCACACGUGUGUGUGUGGACACGUCACGUACAGGAGCGCACCCUUCAGUGAAGUGAGACACAUGCUAGUGGGGGGGAGGGAGGUGGGGGGGGGCAUUGACAGACAAUCACUUGUGCCGAUUCUCCAUGGUGCCGAACGACAGCUGGAUCCCAGGCCCUCGCCGCUAAGUUGGGGGCAGGAAGCGCACUGACAUUGUUUUACGUAACGGGCAAAGCAAUCACGCGGUCUCGUCACCAGGGGGACGCGACAAACGGCGAUGCCGUCUCUCCCCCCCCCCCCCCCCCCCCCCCCCCUCAGUGAACUGAGGACAAGAUGAUCCGCCCAGGUGCACCGAGAGCAAACUUUUCUGCCAUCUGGGACUGGGACGCAGCUCUUUUUCCCCCACUGCGCUCUCGCUGUGGAUGAAGGCGCUUUGAAAGGCGCUGGGUUUCGGUCGCCUGGCGACGGGUGGAAGACGCCGGGCAGAUGGACACAGCACUUACGCCGAGGGAGGCCGACAGAUGGCCGCUUGUCCUUUUUCGAGAGAAACUGUAAGAAACGAGACAAAGGGACUUUGAUCACACCAGAGUCCGUGUGGAAUUUUUUUUUUCUUCAAAAACUGCCACUGCAGACUCACCAUGGAGCUCGUCCCGAAAACCAAGUACACCCACUUUCGGAGUGAAUCGCUGAGCUCAGCGGACGAGACAAACUCCAACCCAUCACCCUUCCCUCCUUCCAGUCCCGCCACCCCGCUCACCCCCUCCCCCGGUUUGCCUUCUUCUCUCUCCUCCUCGUCUCUCGCGCCGAUCCUGCCGCCCUCUUCUCCCCGCCAGGCCGAGAACAGCCCCACCACCCUCUGCUCCUUCUUCCCCAGGAUGGGAUCCCUCCGCCUGGGCGUCUCUGCCACUCUCCUCCCGGGGCUCAAGGCCUCCAGCAGGCCGCCGCAGCAGCCUCAUCCCUCUGUCGAGUUCUCUCGGGGCGACCGGAGCAGCUCCAGCUCCUCCCCGCCGCGCCGUCACCCAAUCACCCCUCUAACCGCUCCGUCUCCCCCUCCACGACCCCCCCCGCAGGACAUGAACCGGCUGGGAGGGGCGUCCAGGAAGGCCCGGUCGGAAGCGGCCACCAGGAAGGCCCGGGUGGAAGGAGGGCAGCUGGGCGGCGACGAGUGGACGCGCCACGGCUCCUUCGUCAACAAGCCCACCCGCGGCUGGCUGCACUCGGACGGCGUGGUCAGCACCGCCGGUGUUUCCUACAGCGUACGCUACAUGGGUUGCGUGGAGGUGCUGCAGUCCAUGCGCGCGUUGGACUUCAACACCAGAACUCAGGUUACCAGGGAGGCCAUCUCUGUGGUGUGCGAGGCAGUGCCCGGAGCCAAAGGAGCCCAGCGCAGGAGGAAGCCUUCCUCUCGCUGUAUGACGUCCAUCCUGGGGAAGAGCAACCUGCAGUUUGCCGGCAUGACAAUCAGCCUCACCAUUUCGACCAGCAGCCUCAACCUGCUGGCUUCCGACUGCAAACAGAUAAUCGCCAAUCAUCACAUGCAGUCCAUCUCCUUUGCCUCUGGAGGAGACCCAGAUACAGCGGAGUACGUAGCAUAUGUGGCCAAAGACCCAGUCAACCAGAGAGCGUGUCACAUCCUGGAGUGUUCGGAGGGUUUAGCGCAGGAAGUCAUCAGCACCAUCGGUCAGGCCUUUGAACUGCGUUUCAAACAGUACCUAAAGAACCCUCCCAAACUGGUCACGCCUCAUGACAGAAUGGCUCCUUUUGACGGCUCGGCGUGGGAGGAGGAAGAAGAAGACGAGGCUGCUCCACCCCCUGACGUCCCUUACUAUAAUAAUUUCCCCACUAAACAGCCUCCCCCUGGCGGACUGGUCGACAUGAGGACCCGCCCGGGGGCCACGCUGCCCUACGGACAGCCGGGCCAGAGCGACAUUCACAAGCAGCCUCUGCCGCCUCUGCCGGUUGGGGCCAAAGAAGGCGGACGGGAACUAUUCGAUGACCCUUCAUACGUCAAUGUGGACAAACCCCGCCACCCAGUUGCUGCUAAUGGAAACGCUCACAGGGACGCUUUUGACAUGAAGCCAUUUGACGACGCACUGGGAGUCUCCGGGCCCGGUGGAGCGAGCUCGGCGCCGGCGCCCCCUCUGGUGCAGCAGCUGCAGUGCGAGGCCUGGUUCCACGGUAGCAUGAGUCGCAGGGAAGCCGAGAGGCUCCUGACCCGCGACGGAGACUUUCUGGUCCGAGAGUCCGGGACCACGGCCGGACAGUACGUCCUCACGGGACAGCAGGGGGGCCAGCCCAAACACCUGCUGCUAGUCGACCCGGAAGGAGUGGUGCGCACAAAAGACCACCGGUUUGAAAGUGUGAGUCACCUGAUCAGUUACCACAUGGACAACAGUCUUCCCAUCGUCUCAGCUGGUAGCGAAGUGUGUCUGCAGCAGCCAGUGGAGCGCAGAGCCUGACGAUGCACAGCAAAAUACACACACGAUCCCGCAGCAACGUCAUCUCCAGACAAACACAAUUUUCAUAUGAUAAAGCAGACACUCAACACACACAUACACGAUAUGCACAAACCAUUGCAAUGAGAGACAGAAAAAGAAUCACCAGUUUCUCUUGUCAAAUCACUCGCGUGCUGCUGUUGCCACACGUUCCUUUCUGAAAGGCGGACUGUGACCUGCAGUCCUCUACACCCAACAAAUAUCAGGCGCAUCGCUCCUCAACGGAGAAGCACUGCUGCAAUUUCUCUGCAUCCUACUGUGAUCCAGGGAGAAAACAAAUGCAAUUUUUCUUCUUUUUUUUUUGGAAGAAAAAACCUAAAAUCUUAACACACAAAAGAAAAACGGAGCACCUCACAAAAAAAAAACCAGAGUGUGGAACUGAAUUGAGCAGAAAGGAGCAUUAAUGGGCCACAGAAAGAGAUGUGUUGUGUCACGCAGGGGAAGGUCUCCCCUCCUCAGACUGUUGCUGCAGCACACGAGCCCAAACACAAACUGGACGGUAACAGUUCUUUGCUUCAGAGAUGGACCCGGGCCUCCAGCAGGAACUCUCCCCUCAGGUGUCACUGCGGCACUCAAGCCUGACUUUGAGGGGAAAAAAGAAGAAGAAAAAAAAACCAGUGAAUAUGCAUUAAGUUCUUUUUUUAGUCGUAUUUUUCUUCCAGUGUGAUCAGGAGCGCCUCCUGCCCGCCCAACCGCUCCCCCUCCUAAGGACUAUUCGACCCCUGGAGAUACACCUGGUGGUGAUGAAAGCCUGUAUGCAUACCUAGGGGACUGCUAUGCCAAUGACCAUGUUCUUUUUUUUAUUUUUAUGUUUUUUUAUUUCCAUUUUCUUAUCUUAGGACAAUGUGAGUUGAGUAGGAGCUGGACAGCUGUUUGUCCCUUAAUCCCUCCGUAGAAACGGACACAGCUGCACCUUUUUAGAAAACGCAGUCUGCGCCACCCGCCACGCCAAAGAGAAUCAUCUCUGUUGCCGUGACAAUUAUCAGCGGUUAUCCGUCUCGUGUGCUUACAGCAUUGGGAGCGAGUUGAGCCUGUUUCAGAGGCGGGGGGAGGGGGGGGGGAUCUGGCCAACGAUGCCUGAAUAAAUCAGGAAAAAAAAAAGAAGUCAACUACUUUGAUUUGUCACCCGACAACAACUACAUUAUGAGGAGCACCACUUUGACCUGGUGCUUUUCAUCGUUUGCACUGACAAUCUAUGGGUUCUAUCUUUACAGAGGAUUCAGGCUGAAAGGAAAGGAGAGUAGUUAAAGAGGGGCCUCUUCAAAACGUUGGCUAAUAAGAAACGUUGCGAACAGCUCAAGGAAUUAAUUUUGUGCUGCAAGAAAUGAUGCAAACUAUGUCAUUGUAACCAGUUGGGUAAUUUUGUGCAUCGUGACGUCAUUUUUUUUAAUCAUUCGAGGGAAUAAUGUCCUUUUUGAAAGAGCGAUUAAGUUUGGGAGUGUUGAUAAUGUCAAACCAAAUGUUGUUUAUUCUGUUUUCACAUACGUUUGAGGAUCCGAGGGGAAGAAGUUCACGCUAUUGUUCCUACUUCCUGUAGAUGUUGGUUUUUUUAAAUAUAUAUAUUUUUUAAUUGUGCCUUGCUUUCUCGAUGCAGUCACGUCACUUCAAUGCAGUGACCUUAUGUGCUUAAUUCAAAUGUAGUGGACUACAGGAGAAUCUUACACAAGCCUCUCAGUUAAAACAAAGACUCUGCAAAAAUGACACUCCAAUAAACUCACAUACACAUCCAGUGAUGGCAAUCUCCUCUGAUGCACAUUGUUGCACACGGCUUCUAGUCACAGAUACUUGAUGUCACCGUCGGUUGGGGGGGGGGUGGUGGGGUAUUUCCUGACCGUCUGUAAAUAACAUCGACUUUUUGACUUGUCGGCUUAGCAUUGGAUCAUUGUUCUCACAGUUGUAUCUCUAGCGCGUUUGUGUAUACGAUGAGUGACUCGGACACAACAGCACUGAGAUGCUCUUAAAGACAUUUCAACUUUUCAAAGAGAUUAACGGCAAGCUCUACAGCUCGGGUCGGUCGGAUGCUCACACUUUGCCCAGAUCGGGUGUUUGUAAGUCAGAGGUAGGAAAACCAGAGCUUUAAGAUCUGCCAUUGCAGUGUAUGUAUGUAUGUGUGUGUGUGUGUGUGUGUGUGUGUGUGUCUGUUUGUGUGCUGAAACACGCCCGCCUGCCCCUCUGCAUCAUUAGUGAACCGGUCUCGUGCGAUCAUCACUCAUCACAGAUGCCUUUUUUGUUGCAUGAAAAUCCUUAAUGAAAUGUGUUGUGUGUCCUUGGUGGUGGUGGUGAUAGUUUUGAUGAUGAUGUUGUACUUUUUUAAUUUGUGAAAGCCAAAGGUUACUUUCAAAUAGCGUGCAAAGAUAUUGAUUUUUACUUCAUGUUUCUUUUUUGUUUAUAGGGAAACAUUGCUGUUUACGCCUGUAUCAAAAAAUGUAAAUUGCAUAUAUAAAUACGUAUAUCAUU
This is a messenger RNA of Pungitius pungitius (ninespine stickleback), 8717 nucleotides long. RefSeq names its product SHC (Src homology 2 domain containing) transforming protein 1 (gene shc1). Gene Ontology annotation, cellular component: plasma membrane. Lineage: Eukaryota; Metazoa; Chordata; Actinopteri; Perciformes; Gasterosteidae. Gene Ontology annotation, molecular function: receptor tyrosine kinase binding. The coding region runs from base 4404 to 6224 and encodes 606 amino acids. The record is from RefSeq and is a predicted model, not a curated record. The transcript has 12 exons. Gene Ontology annotation, biological process: cell surface receptor protein tyrosine kinase signaling pathway; intracellular signal transduction.